This is a messenger RNA of Pectinophora gossypiella (pink bollworm), 6568 nucleotides long. It is a transcript of the gene GCC185, whose product is annotated as GRIP and coiled-coil domain-containing protein 2. The transcript has 15 exons. Lineage: Eukaryota; Metazoa; Arthropoda; Insecta; Lepidoptera; Gelechiidae. The record is from RefSeq and is a predicted model, not a curated record. The coding region runs from base 189 to 4625 and encodes 1478 amino acids.
UAUUGACACUGACAUUUCGUAGACGGUAUACCUACAACAUCAUACUGUGAUCAUACUUUUAUUUGAUAUACGAUGAUGUGAUCAUCGUUCAUUAGAUAAAUAAGUAAUUUUACUACUUUUCCUUUCAAACCACUUGUUUGAAUUAUUACAACAUGAAAUAAGUUUCCUGGCAUCUCGUGUCAAUAAACAUGGACAGCAACACGGAUACUGCGGCCCCAGACGGUGGUGGUAAAAAAUCGGUUUUGGAAGACCUCAAUAAGGAUGAACUUAUCAGUAAAUGCAAGGGCUUCCUGGCGAUAGCACAGAAGGCCAAACAAGCGAAAAUUGAACUACAAAAUCAAGUUGAAAGCUACAAACUUCAACUGGAGAAAUGUGAAACAGAGAAAAAAGUGUGUCUGGAAAAUGUCCGGACAUUGCAGGAACUUGUAGACUCACUCACAGAACAGAAGUUGAAUUAUAUCACAGAUUUAGAUGCUGCACAAAAUAAAAUAAAAACUUAUAAAACAAAGUGUGAUAGUUAUGAAGAGGAAAUUAAAAAGUAUGAAAGUAAUUUAAUUUUGAAAGAGAAGCAAAAUAUUGGAAUUGCUCAGCAACUAUCUGAUUUGGAUAGUGAGAUUAUCUCAUUGAAAAGACAGAACAACCGUCUUGAGGAUGAGAACGAGCAACUCAUAAACCAACUGUCUGACCUGGAAACAAGAGUUGCUGAGUUCAAUAACAUAGGCCUAGAGCAACGAGAGCAACUUAAAAUAUUAGAAGAAAAGGUGCAAUCAGAUGAAGCAUAUAAAAUUAAAAUUGAUGAAUUGUAUAAAACAAUUGAGAAAUUAGAAAAUGAAUUGAAAACUGCUAAACCUGCAGACAAUAAAGAGGCUGAUGAAUAUGAAAAUAAAAUCAAGGAACUAACACACAAAUGUGAAUCAGAAAAAGUUAAAAAUGAGAAAGCCAAUAUCAAACUUAGAAGUUACAAAGACAAAAUAUUAAAAUGUGCUGCUUGUAUAAAUCAGUUGAAAAACUCCAGAUUUAUUCUCACUAAGACAGUGAAGGAAUAUUCAGAAAAUAUACCUAAAUGGCGAAAUGACAUCAUAAAAGCAUCUAAAGUACUUGAAGAUGAGAUUAAUACAUUGAAUAAUGAGAAUAAAGCCCUUAAAGAGAAACUUCAAAAUUUAGAAAAGCAAGCUGACCAAAAAACUUCUGCAGAAGUAUCUAAUGCUCAAAUCACAGAACUAACAAGUGAGAAUUGCUCACUGAAAAAAGAGAUUCUAACUUUAAAGAAAGAAUUGCAAGAGGUUAUUUCGAAUAAUGCCACUCUAAAUAAUGACAAUGGCACAUUGAGAAAUGAACUAUCAAAUUCACAAAAACAUCUUCAAGAUAAUGCAGAAAUUAUUACUGCACUUCACAGUGAAUUGGCUGGUCUGAAAUAUAGCUUAAAGCAGUUGACAGACACUCAACUCACUGCACAAGUAGAUGAAAUAAUAUCAUUGAAGACACAACUAAAUGAAUCGAUUAAAAAGAACAAUGAUUUAACUUCAAGUAACUGUGAGCUUAAUGCAUUAAUAACAGAUUUGAAGUCCAAAAAUAAAAAACUUAAUCAAUGUUUAGAAACUAAAAAUCUAAGUAAUACCAAUAUCGAGAGCCUUAACUUGCAAAUCAAAGCUUUGGAGAGUGAAAAAGCUACACUAGUAAAAGAAAAACUAAAUGCUAGAGAUAACAUUAUCGAAUUAGAAAAUCAAAACAAAAUACUUUCAGAACAGAUAAAGACUGUUAGAUCAGAAGUUCAUACAUUAAAAACAAAAUUGGAAAAUCUAACUCUAGAAAAAUCAGCAAUGGAAGGAAGUAAUAAAAAAGAAAAAGAGGGAGAAAUAAGUAAUCUUAAAAGUAGAAUAAAACUAUUGCAAGAACAAUUCGAUUUAUUAAAGAAUGAGCAUGACAAUUUACAAGAUUUGAAUGGACUGCUGAAAGAAGAAGUUGAAACCCUUAAGUUAUCAUUAGAACAGCCGAGAGACGAUGCGGGAAACUUAUCUGAUUUAAAUGAUUCUCUACAGGCUGACAUAGUGAAACUAGAAACUAAAUUAUCAGCUUAUAAACAAGAAAACGCUUCUUUACUUGCUGAAGUAAAGGAAACGCGUGUCAAAGUUAAAGAGUUUGAUAAUCUUGUAUCAGAAUAUGAGGAAAUGAAAUCUAAAGUGACGGGAUAUAAAACAGAAAACGCAGAAUUACUAAAUGAGAUGAAAGAAAUUAAUCAGGUACUUAAGGAGCGUGGAGAGGCUAUAUCCAAAUUACAGAAAGCUGUUACUGAAAUGGAGAGACUUAUAGAAACGUUAGAAAAAGACAGAGAUAAUAUAAAUCAAGAGAAAGAUGACUUAAACAAAAAGAUUGGAUCUCUAGAAAGUGAAUUGAAGAAUGCACAGCAACAAACUGACCAAAGUAGUGUGGUUACUAAGAAAAUUGUUGAAGAAAGGGACAAAGCAGCUAAAGUGAUAGCUGAAAAAGAUGAACUUAUUGCUAAUCUUAAAGAUGAAAUAGACAAAUAUAAACAACAGCAAACUUCAUCAGAAUUGCCAAAUGAGGAUAUGUCCACAUCAACAAUAUCUAAAGCAGAUGAGCAUUCUCGUAUGAAAGAUUUAGAUGAAACAUUUGAAGAAAAAUACACUAAAUUAAGGAUAUUUGCUUUGAAAUUGAAAAAGAAACUAAAUGAAACCACAGCACAAUUACAAAAUGCUGAACAAGACAAAGCUAGGCUUGAGAAAUUACUCAAUGAGCAAGAACGAACAGAUAUCAAAGCAGCUGUUACUACUGGUACUGACCAAGUUGACAGUGCACCUAAAGUUGGCGACGGAGAUGGUAUAAAGAGCGACAAAGUCACAGAACUUGAACUGAAAGUGAAGACCUUGCAAGCUGCUGUAGAUGCAUCAGAAAAGAUUGCCGUUGAAUUAGGCAAAGUAAAAUCUGAACUGCAUACCAAAACUGAAGAACUAGCCAGUGAAGUAGAGGCUCAUAAAGCAACUAAGGAAAGUUUGGAGAGAGCUCGUCGUGACGUAAAGAAAAAGAAUGUUCUGAGUCUUGAAAUGGAAGACUAUGAAAGGUCCAUGAAGGAACUGACAGCUAAGAUGGAGGAGAGUAAGAAGAAAAUGGUGCAGAUGGAAUCCACCAUUGACACACAAGAAGGAACAAUCACAGCUAUGAAAACGCAAAUAAAACUUCUUGAAGAACAAAUCAAAACAGAAGAAACUCAGAAUAGACUCAUAAAAGAAGAGCUACAACACGUAAUAGAGGAAGGGCAAGAAAAAGAUAAUGUUAUACAACUGAAAAACGGCAUCAUAGCAAAACUAGAACAGGACCUUGAGGAUGAAAAACGGAAAAAUGAGGAAGCAGAUUUAGAAAUGACAUCAAUAUUAAGUGAAAAAGAGAAAAUUAUAAUGAACAUAGGGGAAGAGAAAACUGAAUUGCAUAAUAAGCUAAAAAGGUUGGAGUUUAGGUGCGCGGAACUUAAUGAAACCUUACGUAUCACAAAUAUUGAGUUAGCUGAUUUGAAAACUGAAUAUACAAGUUACAAGGUAAGAGCUCAGGCAGUGUUGCGUCAAAACCAAACAGUGGAUCAUAGUCAGGAGGAACAGUUAAAAGAAGAAGCCGCUGCUCUGAGAACACAAAUAGAAACUAUAACUGCGAAACUUGCGACAGCACAGGAGCAGUUAUCCGAACAAUCAUCGGAAAUAGAGGCGAGUCGACGUCGCGAAACUGAGGCUUUGGGCGAAGCGGCCCGAGCGCAGCAACGAACUACGCGCUUGCAGGCAGACCUCACGCGACUCGGUCAGCAGCUCGAGUCAGAACGUGCGCAGCAUAAGCUACAGGUUUCCACUCUAACCCAGUGCUACAAAACUCAAAUCACGGAAUUAGAAACUAAACUCCAGAAAGACACGGAAGCGCUGCGGAAGCAGUUGGUAGCGGCUCAGGAGAAUGCGAAGAGUGUUAAAGUGGGAUCUCUGGACGAAGAAAAUCAUAACCCGUACAUGCUACCAGUUAUUCCUAAGGAAGAGGGGAGCGAUGGCGAGAUGGAUAUCAAUGUCUCUAUGAUACCAAGAGAAGAAGGAGAGGGCUCGGAGUCAGCUCCAUCGCCUCCGUUAUCGAAGCCGUACCUCACGAGCGCCGGGAGCGGGAGAUCGCCAGUACCUCUGGAGAGGCUACUUGAGGAGGGGGUGCCAGAAGACGAGGCCCUUGAUGCCACGUCUCUCGGACUCACACCUGAGCAAGAAAUCUGUGAUCUUCGUCGAAAACUACAGGCUCAACAGCAAAGGGUAAAGCACGUGACGGUGCUGCUCUCAGAGUCGGAACGCGAGUGCGCACGUAUGGCGCAGUUGAGCGAGCUCCUCAAAGCGGAGCUGCGGCGCGUGCGCGGCACCACUGCCAACGCGCACAACACCGAGUACAUGAAGAACGUCACGCUUAAAUUCCUGACACUGCCGUCGGGUGACGAGCGCAGUCGACUGGUGCCAGUGCUGCAGAAAAUCCUCACUUUGACUCCCGAGGAGACUCAUAAAAUACAGGCCAUCGCUAAAGGUUUAGAUCCAAAUCCAAGCAAAGGCUGGGGAAGUUACUUACCGUGGCCUGGAGGGAGUAAAACACAAAAGUAAACAAUUCGUUACAAAGGGUCUGUGAUUGAAAUACAUUUUUUUCCCACGAAUCCUAUAAAGCGAUUUAAUAGCGUUUAACUUGCUUUCUAUUUAAAUUGUAUACAUAUUUUCCAGCAUUUUUGAUUCCUGUUUAUGGUAAUGGAAAUAUUUAUCCAGCUUAUAUUUAUAACAUUCCAUUACUUUAUUUUAUCGUGAAAGAUAAGAAACUUAUAAAGAUUUUGAAAAUGUGCAAAACGAAGAGUUUGGAGUAAGGAGAAAGGAGUUAUUGCUAGUUUUAUAUUUAAAUAGAAUGUUUAUGUUAAGAAAACCAUGUAUAUUUACAACCAUAUUAAAAAUAAUGUUAAGUUUUCGUGAAAUAAACUAAUACUGAUAAUUGUAUCGAAGUAAUGAGGGACCUUCCAAUCGACGUUCUCCAAACUCACGAUAGAUGGCGUUGUUCACUUUAACGUGAUAAUUAUCUAUUUUCUGAUUGCUGGGGUACAUGUGACAUCGUAACGAAAACUGAGGGGUGAUUGAGGCCAUGAUUCAGCGUUGAUAUCAAGUGGAAUUUUCCGUCGCAAAAGUUAUUAUUAUUAUUAAUAGCCCUCAAUGUCCCACUGCAGGGCAAAGGCCUCUCUUCCCUUCUUCCACUCCUCCCUGUCCCCAGCUUGCUCGCGCCACCGUUUCGAGAAGCGGUCUAACUCGUCGCGCCAUCUUUUCCGUGGCCUUCCCCGACGUCUAACAGCACUUGCAGGAACCCACUCUGUAGCUUUUUUGGCCCAGAGGUCAUCGGGCAUUCGGGCAACAUGUCCAGCCCAGUCCCAUUUCAAGUAGGCAGCCUUUCUCGCUACGUCUGCUAUUUUUGUUUUGGAACGCAGCGUGGUGUUUCGGAUCCGAUCGAUCAAUUUAACACCAAGGAUGCUGCGUUCCAUACCUCUCUGGCAAACCUUGAGUUUGGACUUUUGGAUGUCAGUCAAAGACCAAGUGUGAGCGCUGUAGGUGAGAAUGGGAAGAGUGCACACGUCCAUGAGUUUGCGCUUUAAGGAUAGCGGAAGAUCACAAGAGUAUGGAACUGAAAAUAAUUUAACAAAAACAAAAAAUAUCAUGAAUAUUCAGACUGAAAAUUCCACUUGAUAUCAAUUCAGAAUCAUGGUCAGAAUCAUCCCAGUAUUCGUCACGGUGUCACUAACACCCAUACCUACUUGUAUGGCUACCGUAUGUACCUGUGCAGGGUGUAAGUGACAUCGUAACGAAUACUGAGGGGGAUGAUUCAGCUGAUAGUGAGUUAAUAUCAAGUGGAAUUUUCCAUCUCAAAAGUAUAGAAUUGAAAAUAAUUUAAAAAAACUAAAAAAGAAUCAUGAACUUUGCGACGAAAAAUUCCACUUGAUAAUAACUCAGAAUCAUGGUCUGAAUCAUCUCCCUGGGUAUUCGUUACGAUGUCACUAACACCUUGUAUAAAACUAAUUGUUGUCUGAUAUUUGGAUCACAUUAUGUAUAGAAUGAUGUUGCUUCCUAUAUUGCUUCUCUUUAUUUUGACCAGAAUAAUAAUGGGUGGAAGUUGUAGUUGUACCUUGAUGUAAUAAAAAGGGUCAUCAUUUAUACCCAAAAACAAGGAUGAAAGAUGCAUAUCCAUGAUAAUAACAAUUAGAAGUUUAAAGGAAGAAAAACUUAACAACGCCAUCUAUCGUGUUUUUAGGAAACGCCGAUUGGAAAGUCUCUCAUUUUAUCAAAAAAUAUGCAGAACUCCUUUUCAAUUAAACACUUUAUUGCUUAUUUCUUAGUCUACAUUUUUACUAUUAUAUAGUUGUACUAUAACUGGAAAUUAAAAUAUUUAUAGUUAAAUCAGUUAAGAUAUUUAUGGGAUAUUUUACGUAGAUGUAAAUUUGAAAUGAUUAUUAAGAAAAUAGUUUGCAAAUUGUAAUACAGUGAUAUACUUUGAUUUGAAUAAAUGUAACGAAAUUUAA